Messenger RNA from Mangifera indica (mango), 935 nucleotides. Its product is annotated as ethylene-responsive transcription factor 13-like. The record is from RefSeq and is a predicted model, not a curated record. The transcript has a single exon. Gene Ontology annotation, molecular function: DNA-binding transcription factor activity; DNA binding. NCBI's taxonomy places the organism in Eukaryota, Viridiplantae, Streptophyta, Magnoliopsida, Sapindales, Anacardiaceae. Bases 73 to 699 code for a protein of 208 amino acids. Gene Ontology annotation, biological process: ethylene-activated signaling pathway; regulation of DNA-templated transcription.
AUAUAUGUGGUUGUGUAUAAUCUUCCAUCGACACAAAUCCUAGCCAGCUAUCUUUAGUCUUUACAUCCAAAAAUGUACGAAAUCAAUAAUAGUUCAGCUUCUGAAUUGGCUCUUUUAGAUUCUGUUCGUAAUUUUCUCCUCGCUGAUGAUUGUUACGAAUUUCCUGCCAAUGCUGGAUCACUUUAUACCCCCAGUUCAAGCUUCAGUAGUGGUAUCUUUUCGACGGAGAAUUGGAGCGAUCUUUUGCAGGCUGCGAACUUUGGUUUGCCUUCAAACGUAAUGACUGUGAAAAGAUCAGAGCCAAAAGGCCCGGCUGUUGAUGUUGCGGAAAAGCGUGUUUCACACGCUCCUUCUAGGGGAAUGGGUUACAGGGGCGUAAGGAGAAGGCCGUGGGGGAAGUACGCGGCGGAGAUGAGGGACCCAAAGAAAAAUGGAGCUAGAAUUUGGCUUGGAACAUACGAGACAGCUAAAGAUGCCGCGCUGGCUUAUGAUCAAGCUGCUUUCAGGAUGCGUGGUGCCAAAGCCAAACUAAAUUUUCCUCACUUGAUCGGGUCGGCCAACGUUCAGCCAGUUAGAGUGAACCAGAGUCGACGGCGUUCCCCAGAGCCUUCGUGUUCGUCCUCCUCCAUGUCAGAUAGUGGGUCUCUUAACCCUAAGAGAAGAAGAAACAAGAGUAGCUUCGUUACCAUUGAUAAUUAAUUUCUGAUUCACUGGGGAACAAUGAGCAGACAGAUCUUAUUACCAUGUAAACAGAUUAAUUUUAUUUCUCGUCAAAAAGAAAUUAUGCAAAUUCACGAUAAUGUCUAAAAUAUUAUUUUCCACGUGUGUGGGGACUGGAUACAGUAGAAAUUUUACUUAGACUUAUGUACGGAUACUGUAUCUGAGGAUUGUUAAGUGGAUUCUUUUCCCAAAAAAAAAUAUAUAUAUUUAAAGUA